Messenger RNA from Lactuca saligna, 486 nucleotides. NCBI's taxonomy places the organism in Eukaryota, Viridiplantae, Streptophyta, Magnoliopsida, Asterales, Asteraceae. The record is from the annotation of a GenBank genome assembly.
AUGGUAUCAGAGCAUUCAUCUGGGAUUAGGGCUGGAGAUAAAGGAAGGAAGGAGGCUGGAGGAGCUCAACUCAAGAGGGUUGAGUUGCUAGAGACAGAAUUAGGGCAUUUGUACGAUCGAAUGGAGAAUCCAGGGCAUCUGAUCCAACAUACUGCUGACUCCAUAGCCUCUCUUCAGCUGAAGAUGGAGCAGAAGUUCGAAGAGGUUUUGAUGGCAAUAGCCAAGAGCCAUCCAGAAGAACCAAAUGGAAAGAAAUCAGUGGGAGAAGAGCACAACAGCGACCCUGUUUUUUCGUGGGUGGAGACAACGAAAGGGACAAACCCUACGGGAUUCAGUGGAGGUUCAAGAAAUGGAACAGGAGGUGGUUCCGACGGCGGUGGCGGUGGCGGUGGCCAUACAACCGGAGGCGAAUACAACGGAGGAACCAACUGGAGAAUCAAGAAGCUGGAGAUACCACUAUUUAAUGGAAAUAAUUCGAAUGGCUGA